Mastomys coucha (southern multimammate mouse) is the source of this 4676-nucleotide messenger RNA. RefSeq names its product mitochondrial fission regulator 2 (gene Mtfr2). Lineage: Eukaryota; Metazoa; Chordata; Mammalia; Rodentia; Muridae. Gene Ontology annotation, biological process: aerobic respiration; mitochondrial fission. The coding region runs from base 2840 to 3970 and encodes 376 amino acids. The record is from RefSeq and is a predicted model, not a curated record. Gene Ontology annotation, cellular component: mitochondrion. The transcript has 8 exons.
UUUAAUUCUUUAAAACUGACUUAAUUGCUUUCUUGUCUUCUCCUUGGGAAGAUGAGAAUGCAUACAGUUUUUAGUGAGCCAUUCUAUGUUGGCUCAAAGAAGAAGAGGUCCUUGACAAGAAUAGGCACCAAACUUUAAUCCUAGCACUUGGGGAUACCAGUUUGAGGUCAGUCAGAGCUGCAUUUGUCUUCAGAAGAAAAAAAAAGUCAUUUGUAAGAUGUUUGGACUCCUUUUUUGUUUUGAGACAGUCUCAUUGGGCUCAAGCUGGCCUUAAACUCAAGUGUAUAGCGAAAGAUGACUUUGAACGUCUGGUCUUUCUGCUUCCACCUGUGUGUUGGGAUUGCAGUGGUGGGCCACUAUAUUUUGUGCUUAGAAUUGAACCUGGGGCUUUGUGCAUGCUGGACAAACACUCUACUGAGUCACAUCCCUAGCUAGCUGCCCUCCAAAAAGUACAACUAAUCAAUAACUGAAGAGUUAGUAUUUGUUCUUUUUAAGAUCCAGUACAAUUGAAACAUUUCUCUUUAAAAUUAUUGAAAAUACAAAAGAAAGUUUGUGUGUGUGGUGUGGCCUCUCUCUGCCCACAAAGGCAGGAAGAGUGCAUUGGAUUCCCUAUAGUUACAGACCUUAUGUGGGUCCUGGGAACUGAACGUGGUCUUCUGAAAGAAAUGCAUGUUUCUUUUAACUCAUGAGCCAUUUCCCUAUUCUGAAAAAUUUAUUACUUCCCCAAUUUUUUCAUACCAUGUUAUUUAUGUGUAUAGUUGUGUGUGAUGUGCAAGUGUGGAGGGAGAUCCAAUAACAACUUUUGGAUGGCAUAGUUUUUGUCCUACCCUGUUUGUGAUCUCAGGUUGUUAAGUUUGACAGGAAUCAACUUUUCCCACUAGCCUCCUUCUUGGCCCCAGGAAUUGACAACUUCUAAUAACUUAUAGCCUUAAAUUUUUAAGCACGUCUUACUAUGUAGCUCAAGCUGGCUUGGAAUUUCUGGAUGCAUUUUUGGAGUCCUAGGGUUAGAGGCAGCUACCACCAUCUGUAGAUGGUUAGAAGUCUAACAAUCAUGGCAGAGAAGCUUGGUAGCAGGGACGCAUGGCAACCACUAGAGAGCUUGAGGGCUUACAAUUUGAGCUACAAACAGGAAACAGUGAACAGAGGUUGAGGCUUUUACUUCUCAAAGCUGGCCCCUGGUGACAUGCUUCCUCUAAUCAAACCACACCUCUCUAGCCUCCCCAGAUAGCCAGUUGGAGCCAAGUUCUCAAAUGCCUGAGACUUGGGGCACAGUUCUCAUUUAGGCCACCAUAGAAUACAAGGGUGCUUUAUUUUAGUAAUAUGCUGUAUUUGAAUGUAAUAUUUUUACUUGGCAUGAGUUGAGUUGAUUUUGAUACAGUUCAAUUACAACAUUGGCUGGCCUGAUUCACGAUCUCUUCCUUUGAGUAACUGUCUGCAGGAAGGUGAUCUGUUAUAAUCUGUGUUGCUACUAUUGUCAGUACAGGAAGAGUGGCUCCACUGUAAUACAACAUUACUGUAUUGGUCAUAUAAGUCAAGAGAUACUUUUUUUGGUGUAUAAGUCAAGAGAUACAAGCUUUUGGUGAGCUUCAAACAUGGAGGUGACUGCAUUCUUAGUGAAAGGAAACAUGGAAUUGAAGAUAGAAAUGUGGCAGCUGCGAGUACAGAUUUGCUCCACGAGUCUUUGAAGAAAUCCUGAAGAAGUGCGAGCCUUGAGUAUCUCUGAGAGAAAUCUCCAAAGAGGAUGAAGUAUUGAGUUUUGUGUCCCCAGGCUUUGAAGGCACUUGAUCCCCACUCUGCCCCUUGUUUACCGAGCUGUUGUCUUGUCCGUGGAUGUUGAUUUUCAAGGCUAUGAUGGAACUUUGGCAUACCCCAGUGGACUGGAGAGAAAGUGCCUGCAGUUUAACAGCUUCAUGCUCUUGAAUUGCAUUGGAUUGGGGUUGGUUUCUACUGCUCAGAGGCUCACAGUUACGUAUCUAUAAUCUUGUAGUCAUUGUAAUUGUAUUUCUGAGCGAUCUGAUCCCAUCAUCUGACAUGGGCUGCUGCAGGCACUUGGUACAGUACACAUAAACAAAAUAUUAAAAAAUGUAACAGGAGCUUGGACAGUUAUACCAGUUGGCUAUUCCACUGAAGAAAAUCUUUCCCCGGUAACUCUUUAAUUGCCCGUGUAUGAAUCUUCAGGGAAAGACAACAUCAUGAGCUGCUUCUUCAGAGACAAAAUAUUGUUAGGCCCAAUCUUGCCCUGGUUAUUAGGGAGUAUCACUGCUCUACAGGCAGGUGGGAGAAUUGGGCCUAUAAAUGAGGCCAACUAAAGUCUCAUAUGAUAACCAACUUGAUUCAGAGGCCCAGACAAUUUACUAUGAGGCUUAAGAGAAGUCACAUGAGUAAAGUUCUUGACAGUUAUGCUAUAUACAACCACAAGUAUGGGAUUCACAUGGCCAAAACAUUGUUCCAUAAAUGUACCAACAUUUAAUUGAAUAACAGACAUAUAACAUAACAAGCAUAAUGAGUAAUCUGAAGUAAACGCACCUGUUUGUUACACCUGGGAGGAGGAUGGAAAUACAUGGUAAAAACAAUUCUGUGUUUUGAAGAAACAGGUCUUAGACUCGUUUUCUUGGAGAAUUCCCAGGAGCACUCAGAAUUCUCACCGACUUCAUUCCUUACUAUUCUGACAGGCGGCGUCCUCCAGCUGCGUCCAUUAGGGAUAGGCUCCGAGUUCCGGCCCGGGAAGCUUGAGGGUCGGGACCUGUCGAGUGGGAGGCGGCGAGCGGUUCCGCGAAGAAGCUGCUCUGCGGUAGUCCGUCGCUUCCGGAGAGUUUCCCCGGCCGCCUAGCGCCGUGCAAUGCCGCGGGAUGGUACCAACGAACAGUGUUUUCUUGGACUUGCUUCAGCAAUGUCUUUCAUUCUGAAUAUAUUAAGAAACGUGCUGGCAUAUUUUGGCGUCCCCGUAGACCAGGAUUUGCUGAUUUGUCAAAAUAAAAACCAUGGGUCAUCUCGGAGUAUUGUUCGUACUAUUGGGAGAAUGCUUCCUUUAGAGCCUUGUAGAAGACCUCGUUUUGAGUCGAUCCCGUACAUGAACUCUGAGGAAUCUGAUGAUUAUGAACUUACAGUUCCGUCUUUUGCUGAUGUUUUGUGUGUGGCAAGUGAUGAAGAAGCCAGUUGUCUCAGAUACCGACAAAGUAUAUGGGAAAAGGAGGAGGAAGGAAAAAUUGCUCUUUUUCAUCCUUCAAAACUAAUUUGGGAUCUGUCAUCUCCUGCUCUAAGACAGAACAAAACAGAGACAGCUGAUCUGCCUGUAAGUGCAGCUGCCAUUAAAAAGAUAGCUGCCCUUGAAGAUGAGCUGACUUUCCUCCGGUCUCAGAUUGCUGCGAUUGUGGCAAUGCAGAGCCUGAGAGAGAACAGAGAGACUGGCUUCAUCAACUUGAGUGACAGACCUAGCAUGGAGCAAGUGCCACCAUCAUCAGCGGCCACUGAGCUGAGUGCAGAACCGGACCACGUUCCAGUUGUGGUGCUUUCUUCUCCUCCUUCUCCUCCUCCUCCUCCUCUUCCUCCUCCUCCUCCCCCACCUCUUCCUCCUCAGUUUUCUCUGAAGCCUCCAAGUUCUCUUCCCAUGCAACCUGGAUCUGCUAAUACACAUAACAUAGACAGUCUGGCUACUGAAGUGGAAAGGCAGCUUCCAGGAGUUAAGAAGAGCAAUGACAGCCAUCAUUCAAAAAGCCAGAGAGUUGGUGAUGUCCCAAAUAUGUUGGAUGUUCUAAAGGACUUGAAUAAGGUCAAACUUCGGCCUGUUGAAAGGUCACCAGGUGGUAGACCCAUUCAGAAGAGGAAAAGACAGGGUUCAGAAUGGGAUCCAGUGUCUUUAAUAUCUAAUGCACUGAAACAGAAGUUUGCAUUUCAAGAUGAUUCCUUUGACAAAGAAAAUAGUUCCUGGGAGUGUUCUCCGUUUUCUAGUCCUGAGACUUCAAGGUUUUGACAUCACAUUUCUCCAACAGAAAGUCAGCGACCUCAGGGAAGGACUGAUAGUAUAAAAGCAGUUAUCCAGAGUAUCAGAAGCAAAAGCAAAAUACUUGGAAGGACGGGUCCAGACGUGCCAUGUGGUAUCCUUCACUGCCUGUCAGAGAAUUACCACCUCUGUUAGGGUGAUCAAGCUGUACUCUGGGAGCCAACUCCGCCCAGCCUGAGGAAGACACUUAAGAAUACUGUCCCUGCUUUUGGAAGGUGUGGCAUUUAACUGGCUGCUGAAGAGAGUUGGGUGUAUAGAUUCCCUACUUUAUGUGAGUGCUACUGAAAAUGAAGUACAUGGUUCAGUGAGUUUCCUAAAAUUAGGCUUCCUACUGAGGCUCCCUUCAGUCUUGAGAGUUGCUGUGACACAUCUUAUUUGGCCGUCAGCAACUUGUAGAUUUGUAGUGAGCAGAAGAUGACUGUUUUUCAUUUAGAUAGUCACAGUUAUGAAAACACAGAACACCUGAGAAACUGAAGGGGAAAAAAGACAGUCAUAAUUUUAGUCAUGUCGGGCUGAACUUUCUACUGCAAGUAGAAGUAGACCCUUGAUAAAUUCCAUCCUCACUGGCUUUGUACACACAGACAGCUGGUGUGUUCCCUUUGUUUUCUAUUAUGUUUGCAUAUGUAUAUAUAUUUUUUGUAAGUAGAUUUUGUAAUAAAUGGAUUUUUUGACCUUG